Pararge aegeria (speckled wood butterfly) is the source of this 1497-nucleotide messenger RNA. RefSeq names its product sugar transporter ERD6-like 9. The record is from RefSeq and is a predicted model, not a curated record. Gene Ontology annotation, cellular component: membrane. Gene Ontology annotation, molecular function: transmembrane transporter activity. The transcript is spliced from 3 exons. Gene Ontology annotation, biological process: transmembrane transport. The coding region runs from base 1 to 1497 and encodes 498 amino acids. Lineage: Eukaryota; Metazoa; Arthropoda; Insecta; Lepidoptera; Nymphalidae.
AUGGAACAAUCGCGCGAAGUUAAUGAAGUUACAAGUACAAAUUCAAAGAACUCUCCUAGGAUUUACUUACUAAGACAGAUAUUUGUAUGCAGUGGAGUAACUUCCUUCUUUUUCCUAUAUGGUUUAUUUUUCGGUGCCCCGACUGUUUUUAUACCGCAAAUAAGGAAAGAAGCUAAUUCGACUGAAAUUAUUACUAUGGAAAUGAUGUCUUGGUUAACUUCUAUCACCAAUUAUGGAUCUCUACCAUGGACGAUAAUUUUUCCCAUAAUUGCAUUUAAAUAUGGCAGAAAAGUACCGCACAUUAUUUUAUGGAUAAAUACCAUAGUUUGUGUUGCGUUGUUUUAUUUUAGUACGAGUGUAACCGAACUUUUUAUAAGUGGGGUUUUACAAGGAAUGCUUCCAGCCGCACUGGUCUCAAUUUCCAUCAUGGUUCUAACUGAAUACACGUCACCUAAGUAUAGAGGAAUACUAAUUACUUUUAAGGCUGCAACCUUAUAUUGGGGUAUUUGGGUCUCUAACGCUAUUGGCACGUUUUUUCAUUGGAAAAAUAUUGGUAUAUUAAUCUUCAUAUGCUGCGUCUACAAUGUCAGUAUAUUAUUUUGGCCUGAGUCACCUGUUUGGUUAGCGACUAAGGGACGUUUUGAAGAAUGUGCAGAAUGUCAUCGUUGGUUAAAAGGAGAAGACAAAGAUUCCGAGGAAGAACUCAAACAGCUUAUAACUUCUCAAAAAUAUAUUUUAGAACGAAAACAAGAACGUAAAGAAGAAAAAGUUAAAAAUUACAUUACAGUGUUUUUAAGGACGAUUAAAUCUAAAAGGUUUUACAAACCACUUAUGUUCUCAAUACUUACGAUAUGCCUUUAUCAUUUUUCAGGAAAGAUGGCUUGUACAGGAUACAUUGUACAUAUUAUUAAAACAAUAUCAUCAAGUGAGACUACAGCAUAUAUAGGAAUGCUUUUUUUGGAUGGUGUUACUGUAUUUGGGAUGUAUGUUGGCGUUUUCCUUACUAAGUUCCUUAAAAGGCGUACAUUAUUAUUAGGUGCAGCAUCUAUAGGAAUAUUGUUUUUGUUAGUUUUAUCACUGUAUUUAUAUUUAAUACAUUUUAAUGUGAUAUCACAAAAUAAAUAUAUCACUAUAUUCCUUAUAACGGGUUUCUCAGUGAUGAUUAGUUGUGGUCCAAUGAUCAUGUCGACGUGUUUUUGUAGCGAAUUGACACCACUUAAAGGUAGGAGCUUCUUUUUGUGCAUAUUUGGAUUGUCAUGUAAUAUUAUCAUGGGUGCAAAUUUGCAAAUGUUUCCAUUUAUAUUUAAAUAUUUCGAUUCUCAUGGUACAUUUGUCUUUUACGCUUUCAGUUCAUCAAUAUUUUUGUACAUACUAUAUAAAGUUUUACCUGAAACAAAAGAUAAAACCAUGCAAGUAAUAGAAAAAUAUUUUUCGGAUGAUGAAGAUGUUGUAAAUAAAGAAGAAAUUGCCCUCAUUAAUAUAGAAAAAGUACAUUAA